CUGAUAGCGUGUUCCCACGCGUGUCUUGACUGCAUAUACACGCCAUCGCAACCCAGUCCUCUUUCUUUCAACUCUCAUUUGCCUUCUAUUCCAAUGGCGGACUUGUGCCAUCCUGAUCGAGACUGGAUAUCAAGUGCACUCAGCGCCUUUCUCAUUUACGGGCUCGUCAUUUCAUACAUACCCCAGCACCUGCGAAUUUACAAUAAGAAAUCAUCAGAAGGAUUCAGUCCAUGGUAUCUACUGCUCGGCAGCACGUCUUCCGCAGCGGGCAUGCUGAACAUGAUUGCACUUCAAUGGCCAGUCAUUCGGUGCUGCAAAGAACUCUCCGCUGGACAAUGUGUUGAAAUUACCGCCGGUGUCUCUCAAGUUAUUCUGCAGUGGCUCUUAUUCACUGUCAUCCUCGUGCUAUACAUGAUUUACUACCCACCUCACCUUAAAUAUGUGGAGUUGAACAUCGAUGCUCACGAUGCCCGCCCUCCGCAUCACGUCAAAACCAGGAUCCUCAGUAACGACUGGCGGCUUUCUAUCAUCCUUUCUUGGGUAGUCUUUGUUCAUCUUGUUCUGCUCUCUUUUGUCACCAUUUUGCUACUGGCUACCAACAAGGCUGACCCAACUGGCCUGGUGCAUAGUCGCCAGAUCACGCUUUGGGCAACCUUUUUGGGUGUGAGCUCUGCUAUACUAGCGGCCAUACAGUACAUGCCACAGUUGCUCAGGACAUUCCAACUGAAACUUGUAGGUGCGCUAAGCAUACCUAUGAUGGUCAUGCAGAGCCCAGGUGGUAUCAUGAUGGCAGUCUCAAUUGCCAGGAGACCUGGCACCAACUGGACUAGUUGGGCCAUGUUCGCUGUAUCUGCAAUCAUGCAGUUGGGUCUGCUCAUUAUGUGUAUCGCCUGGAAAUUCCGGCAACGCAGGUUGGGUGUCGAUGAUUUCGGACAUGACCUGAUGGGUGACAGUGAGGAUUACAAUCCGGAGACUGACGACACUGUGUAUGCCACCGUUGUGGAGAACAACUUUAGAGACCAUGAAAGAAUAGUAGACGAGCAGGAUGAAAAUUUCCAGGCUCAAGAAGGCACUCCUUUGUUGCGCAAGCGCCCGCAAAGGGGUGAGAGGAGGAAGAGGUUAUUACGCUGGUUCUUGAAGGAGUGAAAUUAUAAUAUAUACGAGGGCUGUUUGGGCCUGCUAUAUAGAGCUUACUGUAUGGUUUCUUGCUUUUUUUUCCGGUUUCUAUUUUACUGGUAGUUGUAAUGGCCCAACUAUGGAUGUCUAUGGUUUUUUGUGCGUUUGAA
Molecule: messenger RNA, 1286 nt
Organism: Serpula lacrymans var. lacrymans S7.9
Lineage: Eukaryota; Fungi; Basidiomycota; Agaricomycetes; Boletales; Serpulaceae
Exons: 9
Coding region: 94-1146 (350 amino acids)
Source: RefSeq, a predicted model, not a curated record